AUGCCCACAUGCAGUUUAGUUAUAACAACAGAUCCAGAAAGAAUGGCUAACGGAACAAGAGUGAUCAUUCCCCCAAAUGGUCUCAGUCUAGCCCAGGCAAGACAAAUAACUGCUGGCACUGUUAUCCAACCAGGAGAAAUGGUACAAUUAGCAGGAUGGCAACUUGGAAACCCCUACCAGCUUCAGCAAAAGCCUCCAAUGUUCAGGUUUGAGAAAUUCAUCAAAACAGAGACCAAGUCAUUGUCCGCAAUCCAGAUCAUAAUUGGAUUGAUACAUGUUGGCUUUGGGGGUGUCAUGACGAUUUUUUGCGGCUGGGAUAUAGAUUAUUUCCCUUUGACUGUCUUUGGAGGAUAUCCAUUCUGGGGUGGAAUAUUUUUCAUUUUUUCUGGACUCCUUUCAGUGGUACUUGAGAAACAACUAUUCACCCACAAGGUGAAAUGCGGUAUGGGAAUGAACAUCGCAGGUGCUGUGAUUGCAUUAAUGGGCAUAAUUCUAUAUGCAUUGGAGUGGUUUCAAAAUUCAAUGGCUAGUAGGCAGGAUGAUGAUUUAUCAAGGUCUGUAGGGACUGGUCUUUGUGUCCUGCUCCUCAUGUUCAGCUUCCUGGAGUUCUGCAUUGCUGCUUCAAUGGCGCAUUAUCAGUUCCUAGCUGUCUGCUGCAGCAGUGAAAUGGCCCUGUCCCUCACUGCCCUCCAAGGCAUCUGGGCUCCAGUGGAUGCCCAAGGGCUCCACCUGACAUAG
Gekko japonicus is the source of this 738-nucleotide messenger RNA. Its product is annotated as membrane-spanning 4-domains subfamily A member 8-like. Bases 1 to 738 code for a protein of 245 amino acids. The transcript is spliced from 7 exons. Gene Ontology annotation, biological process: cell surface receptor signaling pathway. Lineage: Eukaryota; Metazoa; Chordata; Lepidosauria; Squamata; Gekkonidae. Gene Ontology annotation, cellular component: plasma membrane. The record is from RefSeq and is a predicted model, not a curated record.